AUGGAACGUCCGCAGGCGCUGCCUAACCUCUGCGAGGGUGCGGCCGGUGGGCCGGCGUUAUCGGGCGAGCUUGACGCAUCAGACACGGCGGCGGAUACCGCGGAGGAGGAGGAGGAGAAGACGAGGGCAGAGAAACAAGAGAACGAUGUCGAGGUCGUCAGGGCGGAGCUCAUGUUUACGGUUCCGCUGCUGAUGGAGUUUCCCAAAUGCUACUGGAUCUGGAACCAUCGGCUCUGGAUCCUCAACCAGGCCAUUGCGCUAUUUCCGGUGCCGGUCGCCCGGCAGAUAUGGGAGCAGGAACUCGGUCUUACGAGCAAGAUGCUGCACAAGGAUAAGAGGAACUUCCACGCCUGGGGAUACCGGAGGCAGGUCGUGCGGCAGCUGGAGGAUCCCGCGCUGGCGGGGCAGAGCAUGGUGGAGUCCGAAUUCAAGUAUACGCGCUCCAUGAUUGAGGGCGAUUUCGAUGCGAAGACGAGCUUUGUUCCGCACCUCUCAGCUGCGGAGAGACUAGCGUACAUUGACGCAGAGAUUGAAAACAUCAAGGACCUUCUCGAAGACUACCUAGAUAUCAAGUGGAUCUACGAAGCGCUCCUCGAAUGCACACUGGCUAAAACCAGGGUUGAGAAUGGGGAUGAUGGCACCUCGGCGGUUGCGGAUGAUGCCAAGGAGGACUUCCGGGGCUGGCUGGGCAAGCUCAAGGAGCUGGAUCCGACGAGGCAGGGGAGAUGGGUUGAUGUGGAAGAGACGUGCGGAUUGGUGUAA
Molecule: messenger RNA, 762 nt
Organism: Parascedosporium putredinis
Lineage: Eukaryota; Fungi; Ascomycota; Sordariomycetes; Microascales; Microascaceae
Source: the annotation of a GenBank genome assembly